CCACGCUUGUUGCAAUUGCUCAUUCAAUCCCUCCACCGAUGUCAACACAAAGGCUGCUACUACGCAAAACAAAGCCAUUUCUGAAUGCAUCAUCAUCUUCAGCUGCUCCUCCAUUUUCAGGGCCAUCCCACUACUCGAAUGAAUUCCCAAACAUAAUUGCAAAUCCUGUAGACACCUUCUUGGUCGAGAAAAUAAUGUGGACUCUCAAACAAGGUACGCAUCUUCGGAGUUCCCUGUUUCUUCGCCUAGAUACAUCGGUUUAUCUCGAAGUUAUUAGAAAAUGUAGCGAUAAUUUGCCUUCAGCUUCGAACUUUAUCGAUUCUGUUGCUUCAAACAACCCCAAUUUCAAGCAUUCGUCCACCUCCCUCAGCGCUGCUGUUCAAAUACUCGUUAGGUGCAAGAGAAUCUCCGAAGCACAGGCUUUGAUACUGAGAAUGGUGCGUAAGAGUGGCGUUUCUAGGGCCGAGACGGUUGAUUCCAUGAUUUACACUUACAGUAUGUGUGGAUCGAAUUCGUAUGUUUUUGAUUUGUUGAUUAGGACUUAUGUGCAAGCUAGGAAGCUGAGGGAAGCUGUAGAAGCAUUCAGGUUGCUGCUUAGCAGAAGGCUUUGUGUUACUAUAAAUGCUUGUAACAGUCUUCUUGGCGGCUUAGUGAAGAUCGAAUGGGUUGAUUUGGCAUGGGAAGUGUACAGGGAAAUGAUCAGAAGUGGUGUUCCAGUUAAUGUGUAUACGCUCAACAUAAUGGUUAAUGCAUUUUGUAAAGUCGGGAAGAUUGAGGAUGCAAAGGUGUUUAUUGAUGAAAUGAAAGAAAAAGGGAUUUUGGAGGAUAUUGUGACUUACAACACCUUGAUUAGUGCAUAUUGUCGCAAGGGUCUUGUAGACGAGGGGUUGGAAUUGAUGAACCUGAUGUGUCUCAGGGGAUUGAAACCGUGUUUGUUGACCUAUAACUCAAUUGUUAAAGGACAAGGACUAUGUAAGAAGGGACAGUAUCAGAAGGCAAGGGAUGUUUUGAAUCAGAUGGUGUGUAGUGGGUGCAGCCCUGAUACUUGUAGCUAUAAUGCAUUGCUUGCUGAGUGUUGCAGAAAAGAUGACGUGUUAGAAUCUGAAUCCAUUUUCCAAGAAAUGGAUCAUCUUGGUGUUUGUCCAAAUUUGGUUAGUUAUACUUCACUAAUUGGGUUAUUUUCAAGAAUUGGCCGCAUUGAUCGUUCAUUAGUGUAUUACGAGGGUAUGAAAUCUAAGGGGAUUGUCCCAGAUAAUGUAAUAUAUACCCUUCUCAUUAGUGGCUUUUGUAGGAACCAUUCUAUAUCUGAAGCCUUAAAAAUGCGUGAUGAAAUGUCAGUUCUAGGUUUGGCCAUGGAUGUAGUCGGUUACAAUACUCUUUUGAAUGGCUUAUGCAAAGAAAAGAUGCUUACUGAAGCCGACCUAAUUUUCAAAGAGAUGGUUGAAAGGGGUGUGUUUCCCGAUUUUUGUACAUUCACGACACUCAUAAAUGGAUAUUGUAAGAAUGGUAGCAUGGAAAAGGCACUCUCACUAUUUGAUUCUAUGAUUCAAAGCAAUCUCAAGCCAGACGUGGUAACAUAUAACAUCUUGAUUGAUGGGUUUUGCAAGGAUGGUGAUAUGGAAAGAGCUUUUGAACUAAGAGAUCAUAUGAUAUCUGAAAAUAUACAUCCAAAUUGUGUUACAUAUAGCAUUUUAAUAAAUGGCUACUCCAACAAGGGUGGUGUUUUUUAUGCAUUGAGGUUGUAUGAUGAGAUGGUUGGUUUAGGAAUCAAGCCGACCGUGGUCACAUGCAACUCCCUUGUUAAAGGAUAUUGCAGAUAUGGUAAUGCUGAAAAAGCAGGAGAGUUUCUUGCUAAGAUGCACUCUGAGGGAGUGUUUCCUGAUUUGGUUACAUAUAAUACUCUAAUACAUGGUCUAAUUAGAGAGGAGAGAUUGGACAAAGCAUUGCGAUUAGUUGAUGAAAUGGAAAAUCACGGUAUAUUACCUGAUGUGGUAACAUACAAUGCCAUUCUGGGUGGGUUUUGUAGGGCGGAUAGAAUGGAAGAUGCCAAUUUGGUAUACCUGAAGAUGAUGGAAAGAGGAAUAAAUCCUGACAGAUCAACAUAUACAUCAUUGAUAAAUGGAUAUGUUUUGCAAGACAACAUAAAGGAUGCUUUCUCGUUCCAUGAUGAAAUGAUCACAAAGGGGUUUGUGCCAGAUGAUAGGUUUUAACUUUUUUGUCACAUUCAAGUUGAUAGUCAUAUUCAGUCAUCUGUGCACCCCAUACAUUGAGUUUUCUACCGUAUUCUUCUGCCAUUCCAGAGGCUUUGUCCAUGCUUUUUUUUAAAAAAAGCGCUUUAUUACACGAUGUUAAUAAUGAGAGAACUGGGGAUCCCCAAUGUUCAAUCACUGAUGAAUGCUGGCCAACAAGGAAAAUGUUCUCUUUGCUUGGAUCCCCAUGAUGAAUUGCGUCUUUGGGAUUGUUGAAGUCCCUACGGGACCUGGGAUAUAGCAAGGAAAAUGCUUCCUGGGACAGAACAUUGGAAAUGUAAGGUCAUUCUUAUUUAAAAGCAACGUCUUAGAGAUACCUUGACAAACCCAGGGAAAAGUUUCAGAAAUUUACACUGCAUGAUGUAGUUGUGACUUGUGAGUAUAUUAUUUUUUUGUUGUUUUAGUUUUAAAGUAUUUGCAACCUUGUAAUGUAUAGGGGACAAUCGUUCAAAUGGGGAUCUAUGAUAGGGGUAUAUUGAGUUAUGUCUUAUGAUGGAACCAUGUUUGAUGUUAUUCAAGAUGGUCAUUUUGGAUGUUUUUAGUUGGACGACUGGUUUCAAUCUCUAAGAUCAGACAAGACCAGACUUAAGCAAACUAGACCAGACACCAAUAGUUGUUAAAUACAAAAUACACAUAGAACAUACAUCUACCAGACCAAAACAAAUUAGACUUGAAUAGACUAGACUAGAAGAUUUCAGUCCAAUUAAAAGCAUCCUUAAUGAUCAUUUAGAAAAAAAACUGUGUUUCCUUUUGGCUUUUGCUCAAAAGAACAACCUGUUUAUCACUCAUAAUGUUUAGAUAUUUUUGUUUGAGUCAUCUACCAGCUACCAAAGAAUAUCAUAAUUGUUUGUCAGCAACAACUGAAAACAAAAGAGCUUGUUGUGAUUGAUUUUUGUCUCUAUCUUCCAACACUUGGCAGUGUAGCAAAUCUGUUGAUACUUGAUAUGGAAGGAGCUUCAAUAAAAUAAAAAUUUGAUGCAGGUGGGGGUGUAUGGAGGAGAAGAAGAGAAAAGAGAUCCCCAAAGUGAAGAGAGAUCCUCCUAUUUUUAGAAAAAAGAGGAACUGAGGAAGUACAGUCUUACAAUAAAGGGCCGAAUUGCCGGGCUAUAAGCCUAUAACCUGGGUAGGGUAUUGGCUACCAGUAACGUUGAUAGGCUAGGACUCAAUAUCCAACAUCAACAAUACUCGAUCAUGUUAUACUUACACUUCUACACAAGAGAACAUUUCAUGUAGAUGCAGGGCCGGCCAUGGGGGCAUGCAGCCUAGACAAUUGUCUAGGGCCCCCAAAUUCUAUAGGGCCUCCAAUUUUUAAUGUAAGCCUAUUAUAUUAUAAUUAUAUAUAAAAUAAAUCAUUAAAAAACUUAAAAAUCUUCUAACGAGUAAGGCAGCGGCCAAAGACUUGAUGACACACUUCCCGACUUGGAGUCUUCGACCCUUCGAUUUCUGCUUCGCUGCUUGGCAAUCGUCAAAUCCCGACAAUAGCCAAUAGCCGGCCCCUUUUGCAAUUCUGCCGGCACAGACCGCAGUGGCCGUUGGCCACAGACAUCAGCAGUCCGCACAGGGCCUCCGGCUAAAGGUACGUGAUGGUCUUGAGGUCUUAACUCUCUUUCUGGCAGUUUCAAAUGAUCAAAUCCUUCAAUCAUUGAUAGAGUUUGAUUUACGUAGUACUCGUAUCUUUUACCUUGAAUUGCUAUUUUUUUACUAGUUAGUCGGUUAGGCAGGUUAUAGGCACUAGGGGCUGUAGAGCCUAGGCUAUUAAGUAUUGAUUGUAUGAUUGAUUCUAUUACUCUAUAAACCAAAUACGUGGUAUUAAUAAUUCAAUUUAGUAUUUUAUUCAUUAACACUUACUGUAUAUUUGUAUAAUUUUAUGUGUAUUAUUGCAUAUUGAAAGUUAGAAAAACUGUAGCUAGUUAGAAAUUGUAUGAAGUUGUAGACUUAUUAUGAUGAUAGAAAAACGAAAACAUGACUUGGGAUGUACAAAGAGAAAGAACAAAUUAAGAAAGGGCGUGAUCAUAAAACCGUUUGCCGACUCUAUGCAUAAGAACACGAUAUCAAAACUUUCUCCCUCAAAUAUUAACCUCUCCCUCAAAUAUUGUUGAUGAGAAUGAGGCUACAAAUGUUGAGGCCAAAGUAAAUGAGUGUGAGGAUGUAAGUUGUCACAAUAGUGACACAAUUGUAGGUGAUACAAAUUGAGUGCACAUAUGGGAAAUGAAAAUGACACUUUCAAUGAUGGUAAUGAGAAAUGGUCUUUAAAAAGCUAGAAGAAUAGGAUAUUAGUUUUAAUCCAUGUAUUUUUUUUAUCAAUUUUGGAUCUUUUGCUUUCGAAGAAUACCCUCUUUACGUUAAUAUUAUAUGAUGCAUUUCAUGUAUAAUUCACUACUAUUUCAUUUGAUAUUCUAGUUUUUAUAUUGUUAUAUUAAAUUAAAUAUAUCAAAUCAAAAUGUCGAUAUGAUCGUCUAGGGCCUCAUAAUUGCUCUAGACGGCCCUGGGUAGAUGUUUGACCGUAAUUAUCUAUUAAUAUAUACCUAUAAAAUCUAUAAUACAUUGACAUUUGAAUAAUACAUAUUACAAAGAAUCACAUUAAAUAAUUUUUUUCGAAUACAAUAUAAUUAAUUUUGAGUAAUUAGCGAUCAAAGUUUAACAAGUUUGACUGAAAAAGUCAAUAAGUGACAAACAUUUAGGAACGGAGGGAGUACUAAGUUUGGAAUUAUGUUUAUUGACGGAUCAUGGUUGUCACAUGCCUUUUCAUCCCCAUAUGGUCUUUUUUUUAUAUAUUCGAUAUUAGUCUUAAAUGAAAGAUCAUAAAAAGUUAUGAAAUUUGAUAUAUAUUUUUAAAUAUUUCAAACAAAUAUGUAAAAGAUAGAGCACUUUAAAGAAAAAGUGGAUUUUUUUAAAGUAUAUAUCCCACGUGGCCACCUUAUCCUCCCUCCUCUGGCAAUAGUAUGUUUCGUUUACGUACUACGUACGUACGCUGCUUUCCGUAUUUGGAAGGAUUUUCCUAACCCUAGUUUGUUUAGCAGUAUUCUCGUAAAUAAUUUUAACCUCACAUUAGUUUCGUAAAUAACUUAUUUUUUAGCAUUAAUUUAGAAAAAAACUCAUUAAUGAAGAGUGUAAUUGUCUUUUGUAGAGUUAUUUCUUUUCUUAUAUAUAAAUAGAUAAACAGAUUAAUUGUUAAAUAAGUAUUAUAGGUAAAACAAAGUCAGUUUGUAGAGUUUAUCAACAAAUGAAUUUAAGAUUUAACGGUUCAAAUUAAUAAUCAAUACUAAUCACUACCAAAAUCUAAAACAUUAAGUUUAGUUUUUGGCAAAAUAGUAAUAAUCUCAUCAAACAUCAAACAAAUUUUGAUUGCUUCUACUUUAAUAAAAUGAUUUUAAGUGGUUUUAGAAAGAAAAUAUUUAGUGGUAAAAGUUGAGAGUAUGUGAGAAAAAAUACUUUUGAAAAAGUAAAGUUAUGUUUGAUAAAAAUGUUUUUGCCUAACGCAAAACAAUUCAAAGCAUUCCACAAGUUUCCAUUUAUAUCGCUUUUAAAUGCUUAAUUUAAGCAAAAAUUAUCAUCUGAAAACAAAUUUCAACUUUUUAAGACAAAAGUUGAAUUUUCUUUUCUUUAGAGUUUUAAUAAACAUUCCCUCACCUCAUCGAUCUGUACCUUAUCUAUAUAUAAAAGAGAAAACUAUAAAAUAAGCUCCCGUAUUAUAUCAAAAUAGUCAAUUAAACCCUCGUACUUUGAAAACACUCAAUUAGAUCUUCAAACUAUUAAAAAAGUUCCAAUUACGCUUUUUAGCAGGUAUAGAACCGGUUACCGGUUAGUUGCACACGUGGCUAGCCAGAUGGCAUUUUCCCUCUUUGGUUUUUUUUUCCUUUUCUCUUUCUCUUUUGGUUCUCCACCCUCCCAGACUUCCUCCACCUUCCCCGUCAUUCCCCAUCUUCCCAUCAAUGCCCGAUGAUCACUCCUCUUUCUCUUUCUCUUUGUCUUUGUUUUUAUUUUUUCCUUUUCUUUUGAUCUUUCUUUCUUUCCUUUGGCAUGAGGAGACAAGCAGAAUAGCCGGUCGGCCGUGUUUGGCUUGGGACCUUCAGUACGAAGGAAGAAGCCGCCUGGCCGGAAUUUCCGCCCUCGCAAGAGUUCGCCGCAGAUUCAACAAGAAGAUCUGUUUUUGUAUCGCGACCUUGAAUAUGGCGAAGGAAGCCAGCUGACCUUGGAUGUGGCGAAGGAAACCUUUAGGGAGGGAUCGUCCUCAUGUGGGAGAUGGGGAAGUCCGUCAAAUCUGUCCUGCAAAGUUGUGGAACGGCAAAUUGAAAACACAAAGAGAAACAAAAAAUAAAGCAAAACGAAAAUUACCACAUCAUUCUUGCCACGUGUGUGGCCACGUGUGCAGCCAUCUGCGCAGGUAACCGGGAAACCUGUUGGAGAUAUGUCAAAAAGCUCAAUUGCAUGUUUUUCAAUAGUUUGGGGUGUAAUUGGGAGUUUUCAAAGUAUGAGGGUUUAAUUGACUAUUUUGGUAUAAUAUAGGACUUAUUUGAUAGUUUUCUCAUAUAUAAAAUUUCUAAUUCAUUGUUCCAAAAGGUGGAAUCUCCCACCCCAGGAGCCCCCACUCCCUGAGUCACGGUGACUCAGUCGAC
Messenger RNA from Cuscuta epithymum, 6865 nucleotides. NCBI's taxonomy places the organism in Eukaryota, Viridiplantae, Streptophyta, Magnoliopsida, Solanales, Convolvulaceae. The record is from the annotation of a GenBank genome assembly.